CUUAAGCCUUGCUGGCUCAAGAUCCCGGCUCAGUUUCAUUUCAACCUUACAAACGACAACAGCGAUCAAGUUUUCUUCUACAAACGUUAGCGAUAAUCAAGUUCGGUUUUACUGGACAUCUAGUGUGCAAAAGCAAGAUACAAAUGAAUCAAACGUUGAAUACUAGUAGCAUUUGGAAUACUUCGUUGGUUUUACUCUAAUGAACGAUUGCCUGUUUAAGCGGGAGUUUUUUGAAAAUGAUGGAAAUUGACAAGAAUACUAGUAUCCCUGGGGAUUCAGAAUUUAACUUGUUGAUCGGUACGAUUCCAUGUAUUAUAGUGAACGAUCAGGGCUUGCCUAAUCAGGAUAACCGAACAUUGGUUAAUAUGGAUGAUUCAGACAGCAUUGCUGGUGGUCCAGAAUCAAACCUUUCGAAUAAUACGAACCCAACUAGUAUGGUGAAGGAACAAGGUAUAUCUAGUAAGGAAAACCUAUCAUCGAUUAACAUGACUGAGACAAACAACAUUACUAUUGGCCUAGAAUCGAACCUUCAGAACGAUACAAAUCCAACAGUUAUGGUGAGAGAACUAAGUAUAUGUAGUCAGGAAAACAUAGCAUUGAUUGAAAUGGACGAGAUAAUUCCUAUACCUGUUGGUUCAGAACCAAACAAUUCGAACAAUACGAUUCCAACCGGUACGGCUACAGAAGAAUACACACCCAAUCAGGACAAUCAAGCUAUGGAUAUUUCCAGCCUUUGGGCAAUUGGAAUGCCCAAACCAAGUAUGAUCUGGAAGGCAGCCACAAUUGUGCUGACUUCUUUGGUCGCGCUGACUCCGCUGGAUCCCAAGUGGUUUGUUCAUGGUGUUUGAACUGGCUGGUGAUUUUCCGGAGUACUUCGUUCGUAUUGCGACUUACCGUGCGGAUCGUAGAUGGUGCCGGCUUUCGAUCGAGAUCGUCGCCCUGGCAGCGUUUGUAGUUUCGGCGAUCGGGGACGACCUCCUGUGGCGCGAUCAUGGUCCUUGUGGCAAAACUGAUUACCAUAGGGGCCAAGUUGCGAGAUGCCUGGGAAUGGUAUUGGGAGAAGAAGACGCUGCGUGUGGAGUGGACUGAGGUAUUUGCUAUUAUUGCUGAGCUAUUUGAAUUGAUUGCCUGGUUUUUGGGCGAAGACGGGAGAAGUGCAUCACUAAUCAAAAAUAUCUGGGCUUUUGAUGUUUUUCUUAGUACUGGCAUUUACGCGAGCAUUUACGUUAUAAAAAACAUUAGAAAAUUUAAGAUAUACAAAAUCUGUAGAACAUAUAUGUUAUAUUUGAAAAUUAGAAGAAAAUCCACCGAGAUUAGGAACGACGAUAUCGAGUUGAAAGAAAUAACUAUUUCUGCAUGACAAUUUUCUGUUAAAUACUGAAACAAUGACGUAUUAAUGUAACUAAUAAUAUAUGAUCUACAAUGGCAA
This is a messenger RNA of Aedes albopictus (Asian tiger mosquito), 1429 nucleotides long. RefSeq lists its product as uncharacterized. The record is from RefSeq and is a predicted model, not a curated record. Lineage: Eukaryota; Metazoa; Arthropoda; Insecta; Diptera; Culicidae. Bases 237 to 848 code for a protein of 203 amino acids. The transcript has 7 exons.